AUGGCGACAUCCGGAGACUCAUCUGCGAAGGUCUCUCCUUCAUCCGCUGCUCCCAAGACCGGCGUGCCGACCUUCGCCGUGCCACAAUCCACCGCGUUGCUGCCGAUGGGAGCACCAUCGGGCAUCCUUGUGCCCACAGUGCCAUCCAUGCCCCAACCCUUGUCGACCACGGAGGCGCUCCAGGCGCUGACGCAGGCCAUUGUGGGCCUCCAACUCCAGAUGACAGUCGUCAACCACCACCUGGUGGACCAGGGUGCCCGGCUUUCGGUGAUCGACGACCGGCCAGCGCUCCCGCAAUUCGGCUUGCCAGGGUUCGGUGGGGUCCCAGCCCUACCUACGGCCUCCGCUCCGGUGAUCUCCGAGGUCGCUGCGGCAUCCGCGGAAUCCGCCGUGGUGCCACCGCCGUCGGUGCCAUUAUCAUCUCCAGCGGUGCACAGAUCGCAGCCGCCUGCUCCACCCCCGUCAAUGGGCGCAUAUAUGGGUUCGAAAUCCGUAGACGAGGUGCUCGAUGCCGCCGCCGCCGGAGUCCAUUACUCCGCACUCCGUCUGGACGGCCUCAACACCCAGGUUUCGGCCGCAUCGUACGAGGAACAACCAAAUGAACCAACGACGUCUGGCCUCGAGAAUGGCCACCAGGAGCCCUUUGUUAUUGGUGUUGCUGGGGGUGCAUCGUCAGGCAAAAGUACCGUGUGCAAGAUGAUCAUUGAUCAGCUCCGGGACCAGCGUGUUGUGGUUGUUACGCAGGAGUCCUUUUAUUAUGGAUUGACGGAUGAAGAAUUAGUCCAUGUCCAUGAUUAUAACUUUGAUCAUCCAGAUGCAUUUCAUACAGAGCUACUUCUCUCUUGUAUGCAAAACUUGAAACGUGGCAAAGCUGUCGACAUCCCUAAUUACAACUUCAAGACAUACAAGAGUGUCCCAAAUGCAAGGAAGGUUAAUCCUUCGGAUGUUAUUAUUUUGGAAGGAAUUCUAGUUUUUCAUGAUUCGCGCCUCAGGGAUUUGAUGAACAUGAAAAUCUUCGUUGAUACAGAUGCUGACGUACGGUUAACAAGGAGGAUCCGUCGUGAUACCAUUGACAAGGGUAGAGAUAUCAAAGCUGUGUUAGAUCAGUACUCAAAAUUUGUUAAGCCUGCUUUUGAAGACUUCAUCCUCCCAACGAAGAAGUAUGCUGAUAUUAUCAUCCCACGAGGUGGAGACAAUGAUGUGGCAAUUGACCUAAUUGUUCAGCAUAUUCGGACUAAACUUGGACAACAUGAUCUUUGUAAAAUACACCCCAAUUUGUAUGUAAUUCAGACUACUUAUCAGAUACGAGGCAUGCACACAAUAAUAAGGGAUGCUGCCACAGCAACACAUGAUUUCAUAUUUUAUGCUGAUCGGUUGAUUCGAUUGGUUGUCGAACAUGGUCUUGGUCAUCUUCCUUUCCAGGAAAAGCAGGUCAUCACUCCGACUGGAUCUGUUUACACUGGUGUGGAGUUCUCCAAAAGGUUGUGUGGUAUCUCAGUGAUCAGGAGUGGCGAAAGCAUGGAGAAUGCACUACGGGCAUGCUGUAAAGGUAUAAAGAUUGGGAAGAUUCUUAUUCAUCGGGAAGGAGACAAUGGACAACAGCUCAUCUAUCAAAAUUUACCAAAAGAUAUUGCAAAUAGGCAUGUUCUGCUGUUGGACCCCAUAUUGGGAACAGGAAAUUCAGCAGUUCAAGCCAUCUCCCUUCUAUUGAAGAAGGGUGUACAGGAAGCAAAUAUUAUAUUCCUUAAUCUUAUUUCAGCGCCCCAAGGAGUCCAUGUGGUGAGCAAGAGAUUCCCUAGAGUGAAGAUCGUUACCUCGGAGAUUGAGUUUGGUCUAAAUGAUGAUUUCCGUGUCGUACCUGGGAUGGGCGAAUUUGGAGACAGAUACUUUGGAACAGAUGAUUAUCAGUCAUCGACGCCAUUCUUCUGUGACGAUAAAAAUCAUGUCAGGCUCUUGUGA
Molecule: messenger RNA, 1959 nt
Organism: Miscanthus lutarioriparius
Lineage: Eukaryota; Viridiplantae; Streptophyta; Magnoliopsida; Poales; Poaceae
Source: the annotation of a GenBank genome assembly